AUGGAGACGCGGACCAAGGAUACCACCACCACCCGCGCCGACCACUUCGCCCGCUCCGCCCGGGUGCAGGGCCUCAAGUCGCGCGCCGCCUUCAAGCUCCUCGAGCUCGACUCCAAGUACCACCUCUUUCGCCGCGGCAAGGGCCAGGUCGUCGUCGACCUGGGCUAUGCCCCGGGCAGCUGGUCGCAGGUGGCUCUCGACCGCACGGCGCCCAACGGCACCGUCGUCGGCAUCGACAUCAUUCCCGCCCAGCCUCCGAAGGGUGUCAGCACGAUCCAGGGUAACUUUCUGAGUCCCGGGGUGCAGGCGAUGGUGAAGCAGUUUCUAUUGGAGGGGGAGAAGAAGAAGAGGGCCGAGAGGGCUGCCGCCAGGAACGUGAUAAAGGGGGAGGCAGAGGCUGAUUGGUUGAAUGAAGUGGCCGACCGACCGAGUUAUAUCGUUCUGGAGCGCAUGGCGGCGCACGAGAGCGAGGUCAACAGCGGUGUCUCCUUCGCCGCCUCAUCGACACCAACAUCACACGACGACGAGAGCAUACACUCAAAUGCAAGGGGAGAAAAGCGGCCAAAUCUUCGGUUGGUAGUUCUCAGCGACAUGUCAGCACCCUGGCCCCAGACCCACGGCUUCUCGAUCAAAACGUUGAGUAACCCGUAUAUCAGGAUGAUGAACACGAGCGGCAUCGCCUUCAAAGACCACGCAGGCAGCAUGGAUCUCUGCCACGCCGCACUCUCCUUCGCCUCCGACACGCUCAAGCCGGGCGGCAACUUUGUCUGCAAGUUUUACCAAGGGCCCGAGGACAAGGCGUUCGAGGCAUUGCUCAGAAAGAUGUUUGCCAAGGUGCACCGGGAAAAGCCCGAGUCGUCACGGAGCGUGAGUCUUCACUCGUAG
Molecule: messenger RNA, 885 nt
Organism: Parathielavia appendiculata
Lineage: Eukaryota; Fungi; Ascomycota; Sordariomycetes; Sordariales; Chaetomiaceae
Product: 23S ribosomal RNA methyltransferase
Exons: 4
Coding region: 1-885 (294 amino acids)
Biological process (GO): RNA methylation
Cellular component (GO): mitochondrion
Molecular function (GO): rRNA (uridine-2'-O-ribose)-methyltransferase activity
Source: RefSeq, a predicted model, not a curated record